Messenger RNA from Penicillium taxi, 2106 nucleotides. RefSeq lists its product as uncharacterized. The coding region runs from base 1 to 2106 and encodes 701 amino acids. NCBI's taxonomy places the organism in Eukaryota, Fungi, Ascomycota, Eurotiomycetes, Eurotiales, Aspergillaceae. The record is from RefSeq and is a predicted model, not a curated record. The transcript has a single exon.
AUGUUUCUAUUUUUUCUCCUGGCAGCCAGUGCUAUUUGCUUUGGUGGUGUCAGAUCUCAACAGCAAAAACCUCUCACCUCUCCAUCAAAUGCGCAAAGCCAUCCCAUCACAAUUGACGAGAUCAUCUCAACAACCGACUCCUCUGGCCAAAGCAAAUGCUGUCCUAUUGGAACGGUAUUCAACGGUGGAAAAUGUGUUUUCCGUACAGUAUCAAUUUGCCCGGUCAAUACUCAUCUAGCAAACGGCUCUUGCAUAAGUGACAGUCUUCCCGACUGUGGGACUGGAGAGUAUAGCACUGCUUCCUCUUUAUGUGUCUCCAAAGUUCCUCCAAAAUGCCCACCACAAUCCACUUUCGAUCGUAAGAUUGGACUCUGCAUAUCCACAGCACUGCCAAUUUGCGAAGAUAACUUCGGGUUCAACGGGGAAUCUUGCACUUUUUUGGGGGCAAAGGCCUGUCCAUCUGGGUCUGACCCGAAAGGCACACAAUGCGUGUCGAGGCAGGGACCAACAUGUGAGGGGAGCGAUAAGUUUGAGAAAGGAUCAUGCACACACUCGGAGCCGCCAAAAUGCGCAGAUGCUAGCAUGAUCCUGGAUCAGGGACUAUGCACAUUGAAGAAAACCCCAAGCUGCAACCCUGGGUUCGAAUACAAGGAUAAACGCUGUUCUCAUAAUGAGAAACCCACUUGCAAGAAUGGUUCUUUCAAAGACAAAGUUUGUGUCUCAGCCGAGCAGCCCCAGUGCAAGACAGGGACUUUCAACGGCAAGGUCUGCCAGUCAAAAGAAGCCCCUUUUUGUUUCGGCGGUGCCACACUCAAGAAUGGAUUAUGCACGGCUCCUCCUAUGUGCUCAUCCACUACCAAUCUCAUAACAAAUCCCAGUACCCAGGAGAUAGGCUGCUGUCCACCUGGAACCCCUCAUCUCGAUAAGACGGCAUGCAGGGACCCGGUCUGCAUCGCUGGGUUUCACUUUGACGGAAAAGUCUGCGCAUUCCAUCAAGCACCCAUUUGUAGCAAGAACUCAAUACUGUCUGGUGGAGUUUGCGUUAUCGCCAACGAAAGCCCAUCUUGCUCUGUGGGAAGUUUCGAUUCCAAAACUGCCAGCUGCCUUCUUUCUGAUUCACCAGUUUGUCCUGCAGGAUUGACCCUUUCGGUCAGUACAGGCGAUUGUAUCUCCACCGCGACACCUCAAUGUCCAUCUGGAAUGGCAUUGCACGGCGACGAAUGUAUCUCCACUAGUGCACCCAGCUGUCCUGUUGGACAAACCUUACUAGGGUCGGUAUGCAUCACAUCUAAGACACCCACUUGUCCGAUGGGGACCACUCUAGUUGGGGGAGAUACAUGCAUUCUUUCCACUGGCCCGACCUGUCCUGUUAAUUCUGUGCUUUCAAGUACCAACGAAUGUAUCUCCAUCAAAUCGCCCGGCUGCGAGGACCCCUCUUCCUUCACUUUCUCAGCAGGUGCAUGUGUUUCUUCCAUAUUACCGGUCUGCAUUGACCCCACUGCCGUUUUAGAUGUGAAUGGUUGUUCCACUAAUGAGCUUCCAUCCUGCCCAGAUGAUACAGGAUUUGAUGGUUCAAACUGUGUAUCAUUUACAUCUCCUACAUGCCCCAAGGGCCUGAUAUUUGAUAACACCGAUCCCAAAAACUAUGUGUGUGUAUCACCAACACCCCCGCAGUGUCCACCUGGGACCAGUCUGGUUGGGGCACCAGGGAAGAAGAUCGGAAAAUGUCAAUCAUCACCCACGCCAGUUCCAUCUUGCCCACCACCAUUGAAAGCAGACAGCACGUCCUCUGCAUGUAUCACACAAGAUACUCCACAGUGCCCUCCCGGAAGUACGUUAGUUAAUAAUGAGUCAUGUGUGACUAUUCAGCCACCGACCUGUCCCAAUGGGGCUAUUUAUAAAGACAAGAAGUGCGUCUCACCUGCAACUGUCCCUAGCUGUCCUUUAGGUUUGUCGAAGGAUGGGGAUGCCACGACAGGGAUCACCUGUGUGGCUGUUGGAGGUCCAACUUGUACUGAUGACCGGACUGCUUUGGAUGAGAAGAGUGGAAAAUGUACUCUGUCAGCUGGAGCAGGUUGCUAUGAUAUGCACUUUUGUCCAAGCUGA